Molecule: messenger RNA, 9079 nt
Organism: Lytechinus pictus (painted urchin)
Lineage: Eukaryota; Metazoa; Echinodermata; Echinoidea; Temnopleuroida; Toxopneustidae
Product: serine/arginine repetitive matrix protein 1-like
Exons: 8
Coding region: 928-3183 (751 amino acids)
Source: RefSeq, a predicted model, not a curated record
AUGACCACAUCUCAUUUCAUUGUAUGUGUGAGCGGAAUCCUUCACCGUUUGGCUGAUAUCUUGUUUAUGCCAAUCUUUAACAGCAUCAAUGCACAGUUUCGGAAAGGAGAAGGGCAUUCUGGGACACCUGCUUAGCAAAACGCCGGGCCAUUACUUUAAUAAAGAGAGAUAUUAACUCUUUUUAACAUGCCAUAUACAUUUCAGCUUGUUGGUGUUGCUAGGUAUUAUUUGGUGCCCAUUGGCAACAUCAGUGUUUUACAAGCCAAUAAAUUCAAAAGUUAUAUAAUAAUUGAGGCAACUUUUGUAUUUAGUCUUUGUUUUAGUUAUUGUCUGAAAGCAUUUUAAGGAGAGAAAAAAUGUAUAUUUAUUCUAAAAAUAAAUCAAGGACACCGUAAGAUAAACCCUCUCAUCCCAAAACUGUGCAAUAUACCUUGAUAUGGUUUUUUGUUUUUAUUUUGCUUUCAUGUAUUUGUUUAUUUAUUUUAUGGUUUUAUCAUCUGACACCUACUUGUUUCAUUCGUUCACCAUGAAUAGUUCAUACUGGCUGCCCAGAAGCGCCCCUCACUCUUCCGCCGUCUGGUAGGAGCGGUGCGCCGCGGCAGCAAUGAGAACUUGCCUGGACUCGCUGAAGAAGGUGGAAGCACCAGUGCCGCCGUGGCUAUCAAGGAAGAAACGCCGCCCUCGCCGCCGCAACCCAAGGAGAAAGAUCGACCACGCCCAGGGAAGGUGGCAGGUACCCUCCCUAGGAUCGAUAGCUCCGGGUCAGAGGGACUCACCGUAGAACAGCCCAGCAAACAAGCCUCACCCAAGCAAGCCGAGCGAUACCAGAGGAAAGGUCGCGACCCUGAUCGAGAGAGUCGUCACCACCGCUACAGGGAGCCACCUGAUAACUCGAGGACCCUCCCUUUGGACCCGUCCGAUGACUGUAUGGUCCCAGUUAAUGGGGACACGGACCUAGGCCUGUUAGACUUGAGUCUGGACCUGAACGGGGUAGACCAAGAAGAGUUCUUGUUGUCCCAGUCGACGACCAUGACCAGUAUUUACGAGGAGUAUGACAAUCAGUCAUUCGAGCACGACGAGGAAGAGGAGAUCGAUCUGGGCAUCGAGGGGACGUCCGCUCUGGAAGAGCAAGAGUUUGAAGACCAGGCAAUUGAAAUGUCAGACAUCCGGUAUCGAGAUCGUGAUGAGAGGGGGAAAGGAGGUUCGGUGGAUCGCAGGGAAAGGCAUUCGAUGGACAAGCAUGCCAUACAGUAUUCAAACAACACGACAGGUGGCAAUACACCGUACUCUCAAUCCGAUUACAGCCUGGCCAGGGGAGGGACCGGGAGGGAUCGCGAGAGGUCUAGACCCCGGGUUAAGCAUUCCGUUGCUAUCAGUAGCGAUGAAGUGCCUUUCUCAGACCGGGAUCACUACAGCGACGAAAGAAGACAUUACCCUGACCGUGAGAAUGAAAGGAGAGAAAAGCGACACUCCAUACCUCCUGGGGACAAUUUUGAACAAAUGGAACGUCCUCGUGGCAGACCCUCGCAGUCAAUGAGCCAAGGCGGGCUCAGUGGCCGCUCGGGUAGUUACGACGGACACGGAGGCACUGGGAAUAAAGCUAUAGAUGCCAUUCUAAAAAGGGGUAGCGAUAUCCGGGCACAACAUAGGAAGGAUCCCACAGAUCAAAGUCAAGUGACUAGAGAUGGCCAACCUCGAGAUGGCAAACCUCGAGAUGGCCAACCCUAUGAUAGAGAGAGGAGAACGGGUGCUCCCAGGCAACGUCCAAGACAUGGUUCCCUGCCAGCACCUCCUAUUUCUGGUUCCCAUAGUAUGCCUGCCUUUGAUGAUGGGCGCCCACCUAGACAACGCCAUUCUAUUGCUUCAUCUAGCAUGCCCGACUUCCAAGGUAGAGGCCAUCGACCUCCUGGUAGUGGUUACCCUGUAGGAGACGACAGAAGAGACCAACGCAGACACUCUGCAGAACAGUCUUCCAGACGACGAUCGUACCGACAUGAUGACGCCUUAAUAGACACUAGACCGCCACAGCAGGACAUCAUACCGGAGGAGGAUGAGGGUAUCCCUCCCGACGGUAGUGAUGUCCUCAGACGCACUGCGCGAAACAAUAGGAAGAAUAGCGGCGGCCAUCUUGGUCAGUACCAGAAGUUUGAUAACUCCCUCGACGAUGAAGAACCCCCAUCCUUAGCCCCCGGCCAGGACGUGAGAGGAGAGAGAGAUACGGUGGAAGGUAGCUACUAUAACGAGGAUGCUGUAUCCUCCAGCAAGUCUACAACAAACUACGCUAGAUCUACAGAGGGUGCUAGUAGUAGUAGCCGUCAUGAACGGCUAGAUUCGGAGGACAGCGUGUCAUCCUCACAACCACUCUUGAGUCCAGGGCGGUCCCCGUCUCCUAGGAGAAGAGCACCUAUAAGCGGACGGGACGUUUCACCUCAGAGGUUUCCACCGUCACACUCACCAUCAAGCCGAAGGAAAGACAGGCAUCGUGGUCCUGACUAUGUGGAGUUCCACGACAGGGACAUGUACGAUGAACCUUCUUACGAAGAUCCAUUUGGACCGGACCGGCCCGGGAGCAGUCACAGGCGCCCGUCGCCGGGCUGGAGGGAGACGAGAGAUUUACUUCAAGCUGGGCCUUCUCAGUCGCGAGCAUCGAGUAGCGAGCGUAUGGAUCCGGAGGGUUCCCAGUCUAGCCCACCUUCAAGGAAACACACCGGUCGCAGAUUACCCACAGUUCCAGGAGAGAGCCGCAGUGGCGGCGGCAGUGGUGGUGGUGGUGGUGGUGGUGGGAGUGGUAGUGUUACACCCAGGCAGAGGCAACGUCCUAGUGUACCUCGUAGCAGAGAUCAUAGUCCGAUGAGGCUACCGCCACCACAGCACGGUGGACGUAACAGCGGCGGGGGAAGCAAGGGGGAUGUCAGACUCCAAAUGGACGAUAGGCCUCCGCAUUAUGAUGUCGUGAUGCGAACUCAAGACCCGCCCCCUCCUGACCAACAUGUAGAUCCCCGUAUGCCCAAUGGCUUCAGACCAGGGGGUGUGGAAAAGGGGCGGGGUCAUGGAACACAGGGACAUAGCCCCCGUAGGACACCACAGGGUGUACCAAGAGGACCUGGACGUAAGCAUGUGACUGACAAUGGGCAGGGUGGCGCCGGUGGGUAUUCCGAUACGGAGGAGGAUGAGUGGGCGUGAUGUAUAUAGUCAAUUCAAUUCCUUCCACUUUUUUGACUUUUGAACAUUUCAAUCAAAGUAUGUUAACAGUGCUUCUCUUUUGAAUUGCUAACUUGUGUAAUUCUAUAUAUUUGAUUUAUUACAUUGCAAUGUAUGACAGUGCCAUCUAGCUUUGUAGAUGAGGAAAGUUCUGAAUAGCAUUUAAAACUUAGCCCUUUGUUGUUUUUUUAUAAUUUUUUCAAAAAGAUAUUGCAUAGAUAUUCAGAAUAGUUGAUGUGCAAAGUACAGGUAUUGUAGAUAAUGUUAGCUUUUAAUCAAGCUGACAGAUUAUCUUAUUCUAAAUCUGAAACCAGUAUCUUGGUCUUUCUCUUAUGCUUAAUAUGAUCCCAUUGUGAUUAUUUUGUCAUAUACAUGUUUCAUUUGAAAGUGUGUGAUGGGUGUGCCACCAUCCACCCUAUGUGGACUUGAAUACCAUUACCAUUUUUUUACCAUAUACCUUAUACCUAAUAUCCCUAAACUAUAUGUAGACCAUAUUAACCCUAUAUGGCAUAUGGGGUUUCAUGUUGCUGAGCAUGUGUGUCAUAAUGGUCUUUUGAGAAUCAUAUAUGCAUUGAUACUUCAAUCUCCCAUGCAAUAGGGCUUCAGUGCAAUUGAAAACAGUGGCUCAUAGACAUAUAAAAUUUGAAAUAGCUAUUUCGAGCUCACCCUUCUCCAAAAUUACUCGGUAAUUAAUUACACAAGGUACUGUAUAGGACUAUUUAUGCUAUGAAAAUUACACAUUAUAUUGUAUAGGGCUGUUUACCCAUAUUAUAUAUGAAUAUGCCAGGUAAUAUUUUAAACAGCUGCAUUAGCUUUAGAUAGUUAAAAAAAAUAGAUGAAUGAUAUUACAGUAUUCAAUGUUUCUGUAGUAAGAGACAAUUAAAUUGGGCCUGUGGUGGUAUUUCCUUUUGUGCAGAAUGCACAAAUAAAGGAAUAAAUGAUAUAUAUAUUUAUAUCAGCAAUGGUUUUAACUUGUAAGGGCAUUCUGGUAAUAUAUUUUAGUCAAUGUUUCACAUAUUCAUAGAACUAUUGAACAAUAACAUUGCACUUUGAACAAAUUAAUAUCUUCUUUCUCCUAUCCUCAAACCAAGAAAUAUAUCACUUUCUGUAUACCUUUCCCAUCUUAAUUACAAUUAAUUACUCAAAUAACGAUUUUUUUUUGUAAUGAUUAUUAUUUUUCUGUGAUAUAAUGAAUGUAAGCAUUUAAGUGCCAUUAGUUUGCUGUUUGUAUGUCUUUUUAUUAUUUUGCCAUGUGAAGCCCCGUUCACAUAUGAUGUGAGAAAGCUGGUCAACAUAUGUGAAUGAGCCUUUACUAGCCACAAGCAGGGUGUUCUACCAAGGAGCGAUAUUCUUGUUUUAACACAAUUAUAUUUCUUCCUUGCUUUUCAUGUACAGUGAGAAGAUAAAAAAGUUGACUUUCUUUGUAGAACAAUAUUCAUGUAUAUGAUGUAGUGCUUUAAGAAUGUGAUGUUGUUUUAUCAAUCUAUUGUACAGAUAUAUUUAUCAUGCCUAUCUUACAGUAUCAUGUUAUAACAUGAUCGUUGUGAAUAUAUUAUAUAUAAAUAUAUAUAUAAUAUACAUAUACUUAUAUACAUGAAUUAUUGCCAUAGCAAUUUUAUAAAAUAUCUGAACUUCUGUGUACUUUUUAUUCCAUGUUAUGAUAUUGUUGCACAGUUGGAGACAAAAAAUGAUGGAGCUUUUUCAGGAUGUAUUAUACAUAGCAUCGUAACGCGCUCGGCACAUUCCAUACUAAACUAUCAAAAAUGUGCAAUCAUUAUUGUAGGAUUAAUUAUUUGAAUUUACAAGUAUAACCAGAUAGUAGCAUCCCAUAAACUGCAUGCUAGCAAAGUAAUGGCUGAAAACAGACUAGAAUAUGAAAUAUACAUCCAUAGCUUGGGUAGUGUGAACCGGUCUGAACUGGUUCAUUGCAGUUACAUCCAGCUUAAACUGCCUCUUGGAGUAGUUUUCAACUGGGCCUGCAUAGUUGGAGACUGCUGCCACCCUAUGAAAAUACUUGUCAUGUAUACGUAGUUUAGAAUGUAACCAUGAAGUAGCGGUCUAGUAACAAACUCUAACCAGUUUCAUAUUGGUUAUGACGUGAAGUCGGUUUUGCAACAAUAUAUUAUUUUUGUUUGUCUCACUUUGCUCAGCGGUUUGAUGUCUGGUUACUCUAACGUUACGCCAUGUCAUGAAAGACGUGGCACAUUAUGAACAAUACUCAUAAACUCCCAUAAUCACAGCAAGUGAACUAUUCAGUGAUCGAGUGAAGAAAUGUUUACUCUUAUACGUAAUUAACAAGAGGAUCGUGUAGUUUAUUACUCAUGUAUAUAUUGAACCAUGUAUAGGUGUGUGCAAUUUUCAGUCUUUAACUUCAUAGCGAUCGAGAAAAAGAGAAGAGACGAUAGGUUCGUAGAUUUUUGGAUAUUUUCAAUUCUCGGUUUAUCUGAAUGAUUUAAGUGCCUACAUAAUUGUAGAGCUUUAUAUAUUUUAUGUGACCGGUAGGAUGAAGAGGGGGUCUCUGGGGGUACGCCUCUCCCCCCUUUACCACCGGUCAUGGGUGCUUCAUUAUUUGCCAUGGCAGGUGUUUUUCAAGCCAAUUUUGAGUAUCAAAUGGAGUAGACAUUCUGUUCCUUGCUAGGGAUUAUAAUCUUGCUUUAAUUGCAGUUUUUCCUCCCCUUUUCCUAAUGUUCUUAAGUUUCAACUAAUGUAACACAGUGACAUGUUAUUAUAAUUAUUUAUGAAAUAUUUCAAAGGAAUAAUCUAAAGACACAGGAAUGUGUUUUUGUUUACCAGAUCCGGGCCUCUGAAAACCCUACUACUUGUGCACCUCGUCCUGUAUGGACUAUCAUGUGAUUUUUUUUUGGGUUCCGUAACACAAAGGAUAGCGAUUGAUCGUACACCUGAUUUUCACAAUUAAUUGUACAUUGUGGUCAAUGCAAUCAAUCGUAAUAAUAUACUUCUACGAUGAUUGCUAAGCUUUGUGUAACAGGCCCAUGUCAUUCAGGUCAAUUUACUCUCAGUGUGUAUGCUUCUUUUGUACAAUGUCACCAUCUGUAAAAAUAAUCAUAUAAAGUAAUAAUCUAUAAGAUAUUACCAUGAAAUUAUGUAUCAUUGUCAUAUUCAUAACCUUCAGGUUUUUAAUUCUAUAACUAUAGCUGAGUGCUCUGGGUCGACAAAUCAAAAUCAAAACUUGGAUUCUUUUUUCUAGAACAAACAUAACAAAAUUGAUGGUCUUGGUAUAUGACUUUGAAAAGCAAAGUGAAGUAAAAAUAUGUACAUAAUGUCUAUUAGGUAAUAUAAUGUAUUCUUCCAUCAUAAUUAUGGUAAUAUCUACUAAAUGCAUGGGCAUAUUGUUACCCAAAAUAUUGAUUUGAAUGUUACUGUACUCACAUGAAAUACUUUUUAUAUAAUCUGAAUGAUAUUAGUGAGAAAGCAUUAUAGAAUUGAGUCUAUGUAUGUCAAGUUAUCUUGUUUCAACGUAUUGGGAGUAUUGAUAUUCCUCUUCUGUGCCGUCAAUACACAUCACACGCACGAAAGCAUGGUAACGUUUUUUGGUCUGGAAUGGACAUAGUCAAGACCGUAUGAGCUAUUUCAAGAUAGGCUACCAGUCUUGAUGACAUCAUUCCAAACUUACUGUAUAAUACUGACGAUCUACAUACCAUCAUUCCUAUAUAAACUUAUUGUGUACCUAGCACUUUCUGUUUCCCAAGCAAGUCUGUAGAAUUCUUGUGAAAUCAUGCUACAAUGUAUACUCAGAUGCUACCCUUUGGGGUAAUCAAAAUCACCUCCUCACCCUCAGUGUACUCCCCCCCCCCCCUUACGUUUUGCUUCGGCACAUUUUCUACACCUAUAGCAGAUUCAUGUCUCAACUACUGUUAACAUUUUUUUUUGUUGGUUUACAAAGAAAUCAUCAAGUCUAACUAUGCAAAAUAUUAUUAUGUUCUGCUGCUUUUAUUGUAAACAAAUUAGAAGGUCGAUAAGAAGGUGUUUUCUUCUCUUUUUUGGUAGUCAGCGUAGUUACAAUUUUUACUUUGCUUGAGUAGAUAGGAUUUUUACAUUUAAUUUACUUUUGGUUGUUUUUUUUGGUAGUGAAAUCAACACCCUAUAUGCCCAUCAGGCACAUGUAAAACAAGUUAAUCUAGUCAACUAUUAGGAAACACUCCUGUAAAUCACUUAACCUAUCGCAUAGCGUAUACUACCAUGACACGUGUCAACGCUUCUUCUUACACUCUGUUAGCUUUUUUUCAAUACACUCAGCAAGUGGGUAUUCCGACGCCUGGGGAUGCUCUCUCUCGGGCCAGUGGUUUGGCCGGAGGAUGCGGAGGUGGAAAACAUCCAGUGGUUGCCAUGGCAACGGAAGAUGCAUUGUCAAGGGAAAUUUUGUACAUAGUCGCAGGGCAGGCGGCAUUCGUCCGAUGUCCUGGGUAGCUAUUGGAUGGGAGAGAUCUCCCUCCCGAUGCCAAGCCCCUGUUUCCGACAUUGACCGAGCGUGAGAUCACAUGCAAUCAGGGAACUGCAUUGGACAUAUCCUCAUUGAUAUGAUGGAUGUACUAUGGUCUUUUAUAAGUGGGUUUGGGGAAACUUUGGGCAUCAGUGAGUGGUGGAUGUGAGUGUAACAUUCAGGUAUAAAACCUGAUAAAAAUUAAGAUUUUCACAUUGAUAGAGGGGGAGGGAAAUUACAAAAACUUGUAGUUAAGCUAGGCAUGGAUCUUCAGUAAUAUCCUACUAUUUAUGUUCCACAGAAAAUAAAAGUGAGUCAAUUUGCCCAUAGAGUGAAACGUUUUUGCUCAAAAUGUGUCAAGUGCUUCAUUGUAUGGACAAGUGACUCACUAGCUCUAGUGAGCUAGAAGUAUGGGCCCAAAAGAUUAGAUGUAAAUUUUUGGAAACUCUUAAUCUGAGGAGGGGUAUGUAGGGAGCUACUGCUGUGCAGAAUGAUUUAUUCAUUAUGCUGAAAUAGUAGCCAAUGGCCCGUAUUCUGAAGUUGGGUUUAACUUAAACUCAGGUUUAAAGUUGUGGUUUAAGUUUGGAUAGCCAAUUGUUACCUAAAUCACUAACAGUAGAGAUAUCAUAAUUCAGCUCAUUUGGCUCUCAAAUCAUUCAUAAUUGUCUAGGAAGUAUAAAUAGAUGAUUGUCCUCACCAUCGAUGAAUCAGGAUAGAGCCCAGUAAAUAUAAGAAAGAUUAGAAACAUAAAACUUAAUAAAAAAAUGUGACUCUUUUGGCUUCCCAUAAUUUUAGCACAGAGUUAGACCAUGGUCUAAGUUAAACCUGACUUCAGAAUACGGGCCAAUAUGUUUAACUUAAAAUUAAAUUAAAACCAACAUGAGGUUUUCAUUGAUCAGUUAAUACCACACCACCACAAGAAGACGAGGCGAUAUUAAAAUGACGUAUCACAGUUUUACCCCUUCCUCCAUGCAAUAUAAAUCUUUGUUGACAUUAAAUUAAAUAUGGAGAUGGUCAUUUUACAGAUGAUCGGGAUGUUUGUUUAUAAUUGCAUCAAGUAGUGAUUAUGAAUCAAAAGGACAAAAAAAGAGGACCUACAGUUUUACAGAAUGCCCAAGGGACAGCAAAAUGUGUGCUUGGUCAGAGAUCUCAGUGUUAUUUGUAUUUUUUAAAUAUAUUUUCAGUCAUUUAUCUUAUAUUGACUAUUAGUAGAAAUGUAUGAGAUUUAGCUGAGGGUUUUUUAUAUUUAUUUUUUGUAGCCUUUGAUCCCCCAGAUGUAUGAAUUCACUGAUUGUAAUUAUUCUUUCUUUUCUUUCUUUACCGCUUUCAUUAUCGAGAACGUCUGCAGAAUUUUUGUUCUUACUCAGUUUGCGAUCAAAUUAUUUGAUUUGUUGAGUGAAAUAAAUAAUAUGCCAAUUUGCACAAUUAUGAAAUAUA